AUGAUUGAAAUUCACCAUUCGGACAUCGCCUAUGCUCUGCUGCAGCCGCUGAACAACUUGGACGGCUUCGUGGCUCCCAAUAAUUCGGCGAUGCUGGCCUUCGAGAACAUUGACUUGAGCUACGGUCGCUGGGACAAUCAGCAGCUGUACAGGAUCAAGGACUUUGCGUUGCUGGGCGAGCAGUACAUGGACUCCGGGGACUCCAGUUUGGUUUGCCUCGCCACCCAGACUUCGGUGGAGCGCCUCAAUUCGCUGCCCCAGGUGGCUGCCAAUUGGCAGGGCAAGAUGUCCGUGGCGGUUUUUGCGGCUGGCCACGAGGAGUUCGUUGUCCUGCAGUACUUCGUCACCUAUAUGCGUCUGUGCUUUGCCAACAUCCGGGAGAAUGCCACCUUUCAUUUGCUCACGCCAAGGGACUACGACAAAUUGCCGCGAGUGGCCGCUCUGCCGCUGAACAUGAAGGGCAAAUUCGACUGCCAGUAUCCGGACAGAACGCUGAAAUCGCUGCUCAAGUUCCGUUCGCUGAAGACCCUGCAGUGGCGCCAGAGGAACACCUAUCCCCAGAACCACAUGCGGAAUCUGGCGCGCAAGGGCUGCCAGACAAAGUACGUCUUUCUCACGGACAUCGACAUUGUGCCCAGCACGAACAGUGUGCCGCAGCUGAAUCAGUUCUUUCGAACUGCCAACUGCUCCAAGAGCUGUGCCUACGUGAUCCCCACUUUCGAGAUUGAUGUUAGAGCCACGUUUCCCCGCUCCAAGAACGCCCUGCUGCGAUUGAUUAGGAAAGGCUUAGCACGACCAUUCCACGAGAAGGUCUUUAUCUACAACCAAUAUGCCACAAACUUCUCCAAGUGGCUAUCCACAAACACAAAUGAGACGGAGGUCACAGUGAGCCAUAUCGUAACGAACUUUGAAUUCCUAUAUGAACCAUUCUACAUAGCCAUAGACAAUGCACCAGCACAUGACGAAAGAUUUCUGGGCUACGGCUUCACCAGAAACUCUCAAGUUUAUGAGAUGCAUUUAGCUGGCUUUCAGUUCUAUGUUCUGUCCCCCGUUUUUACCGGACAUUGGGGAUUGCAAAGGAAGCAGGCGAGACCAGCUUGGCGAGAGCAGCAGAAUAAUGCGAAUCGCAGGAAGUUCGAUGUUUUCAAAAGCGAAAUAUUUGUGCGAUACAAAAACGAUCCACGGUUGCUAUUGAAAUCUAAAAAUAAUCAAAUUCUAGUUAAAUAAAAUGUCAAUAGCUGAAUAGUAUUUAAAUGGAUUGUCUUUAAGAAAGUUUCGUAGUAGAAAGCUCGUAGGCCAAAUGAGCUAUUAUUGC
This is a messenger RNA of Drosophila elegans, 1315 nucleotides long. RefSeq names its product beta-1,4-glucuronyltransferase 1. Gene Ontology annotation, molecular function: glucuronosyltransferase activity. The transcript has 4 exons. NCBI's taxonomy places the organism in Eukaryota, Metazoa, Arthropoda, Insecta, Diptera, Drosophilidae. The coding region runs from base 1 to 1227 and encodes 408 amino acids. The record is from RefSeq and is a predicted model, not a curated record.